CUGUUCAUAAGGACCAAUUCCAUUGGAAAGGGCUCUUUUAGCGCUCAACCCUUGUCUUUCCGAGUGGUUCAGGCUUGACAGCAAGAGUGAGAGACUUGGUGUGGAGGAGGUGGGUUGGGGACGUGUCUGAGCCCUGGAUAUUGGAGAGAUGUCUUUCCUGGACCUGAGUGUCUUCUCCAUGGGGAUGUGGUCUCUGGGGGCUGGAGCCCUGGGCGCAGCUGUUUUAAGCUUGAUCCUGGCCAACACUGAUCUGUUUCUGACCAAAUCAGUAACAGCUACCCUAGAGUUUCUGGAAGACAUAGAGCUGAAAACCCUGGAUAAUGAAUCCCCAAAGACUUUCAAAGCCCGAGAACUCUGGGAGCACCAUGGGGCAGUGAUCAUGGCAGUAAGAAGGCCAGGCUGUUUUUUGUGUCGGGAGGAGGCAGCUGAACUAUCUACUCUCAAACCACAGCUAGACCAGUUGGGGGUCCCACUCUAUGCUGUGGUGAAAGAGAAGAUUGGGUCAGAGGUAGAGGAUUUCCAGCCAUAUUUCAAAGGAAAGAUCUUUCUGGAUGAAAGGAAAAAGUUUUAUGGUCCUCAGAAGCGGAAGAUGAUGUAUAUGGGAUUCCUUCGUCUGGGGGUGUGGCAGAACUUUUUCCGGGCCAGGAGUAAGGGCUUCUCUGGUAACCUGGAAGGAGAAGGGUUCAUCCUUGGAGGUGUUUAUGUGAUUGGGCCAGGCAAACAGGGCAUUCUCCUAGAGCACCGAGAGAAAGAGUUUGGAGAUAAAGUCGACCCUGCCUCUGUUCUGGAAGCUGCCAAAAAGAUAAAGCCACAUACUUCAGCCUCGGAGGAAAAAUGAUCAAAUGUAGCAACUGACCUCGGGGGAAAAACUAGGAAGAUGAGACUGUUAUUAUGUGACAUCGGCUUCACAAGUCCCACAGAGGACUUUCUUAUUUAUCUACAUCUGCAUUAUGUAUCUCUCCUAGGGAUGAAACCCCAUCUGGCCUCAUUCUUAGAUUCUGGGAUUUUUGUUUUGGCUGAACAAUUAGAAUUCAAAACAAGAUCGGUUUUUUUCUUUUUCUUUUUUCUUCUUUUCUGUUCUCUCUCUCUCACUUUCUUUUUUCCUGCCCUAAGCAGGUUACUCAGUGCUUUUUCACUGAGGACUGAGAGAAGUGUGAGGUUUGCCUUUCUGGGCUAUUCAUCACAGCUCACUUCACUCACAUUUGAAGCACCUUGGAAAUUUGCAAAGUGCUUCUCUCUCAAUGCCCUGGUAAAGCAAGCAGUGUAAGGAUUUGAUAUAAGAGAAGACAGAGGUGGAGGUUAAGUGACUUGCCCUGGAUCUAAUAGCCCCCAAAAGAGUCAGGAUAGAAUGAAAAGAGCAUUGAAUUCAGCCUCAAGAGUCCUUGGUUUGAAUCCUGGCCCUGACAUCUAUCAGCUCUUUGGCAAGCCGCUUAACCUCUAUGAGACUUAGUUUCCUAAUUUGUUUAUGGUAUUUAGUGAGGAUAAUAAUAGAUAUGGCAACAUGAAUACAGUGCUGCAUUGUUAACAAAGACCAGUGUUCAAAUCUUGCCUCUGAUACUGUGUGAUGAUUCAUAAAUAACAACUCGUCUGAGCCUCAGUUUCCACGUCUAUUAGAAGAUAAUGAUGCCUAUAUGACAGGCAACAUGACAUCAUGGAUAAAAAGGUGGCCCCAGAGUCAGGAAUGAAUGAAUGAAUGGAUAGAUGAAUGAAUGAGCAUUCAUUUGGAGCUUACUAUGUGCCAGCCACUAUGCUAAAUAGGGGAAAUACAAAGAGAAAGAGUGAGACAAUCCUUGCUCUCCAGGAAAUAAAACACCUAAGAAAGCAUGGCUGGAGGGCCUAAGAUUAAAGCUGAGGGUAAGAUGGUGAGAUCAUGGAGUCCCGUGGUUACAGCGAUAGGUCACAUGACAGGGUUGGGGGUCUGCAGGGAGUAGCAGCAGGAAGACCUGGGUUCCAGAACUGCUUCCAGCACCCAGUGGCUAUAGGACCCUAGGCAAGUCACUUAACCUUUUGGUGCCCCCAAGCAACUCUUUGAUACUAUAUAUUAUCAAGAAUGGAUAAAUCUCCAUUUGGGGAGAUGGCUGCUCACUAGGAGCCCCCUACACUGAUGAAAUCAAGAAUCUGGUUUAAAAAAAACCCUCUAGUACCAAUUUCAAAGGAGAAAAUGCAUGUGAGCUGCUCUGGAAACCAUAAAGCACUGUGUGAAUGCCAGCUGUUCUCACUACCUAUUCCACAGAUUUGUUGCCUUAUAAUCCUUUAAGCUCUAUAUAAAUGUGAAUUACUAUUCAUUGGAACUGGGACUUGAACCUAGGUCCUCUGAUACCAAAUCCAGUGCUCAUUCCACUAUGUCAUGUUGCCUUUCUGAUGUGUUUGAUUUUUGGAGUGAUAUUCUUGGACAUAAUUCAUGUGGAAGACUUUUCCUGGCUUUUUCUUUUUAAACUUCUUCACAUGCCCUGCGAGCUUGGUGCAUUUCACCUUAAAGCUGGAAGAUUGGGAUUUUUAAUUGUGCAUGUGGGGUAUUGUGGGCUCCCCAGGUAUGGACUGUGUGUGUCUAUCCAUAUGAGGACUUGCCCAGCCAAAUUUGGAGGGGCCCAUGAAACAACCUGCUGAGUUGUGGAGAAAAUGCAGUCUGCACUGCUGAAAUAAUGAAUCUUUGUGUAUGAGUGUGUGGUUAUGAUUUUAUAUAAAUAGAGAUAUUCCUUGUUUUAUGGAACAGAAGUGUACCAGCAAAACUGGCUUUCUCCCACUAUAUCUUCUGACCCCAUUGCUUUUUAACAUAUCAUUAGAAGCUUGUCCUACUGGAAAAUGUU
This is a messenger RNA of Phascolarctos cinereus (koala), 2807 nucleotides long. It is a transcript of the gene PRXL2A, whose product is annotated as peroxiredoxin like 2A. Lineage: Eukaryota; Metazoa; Chordata; Mammalia; Diprotodontia; Phascolarctidae. Gene Ontology annotation, molecular function: antioxidant activity. The record is from RefSeq and is a predicted model, not a curated record.